Messenger RNA from Seriola aureovittata, 809 nucleotides. It is a transcript of the gene spp2, whose product is annotated as secreted phosphoprotein 2. Gene Ontology annotation, cellular component: extracellular region. Gene Ontology annotation, biological process: bone remodeling. The record is from RefSeq and is a predicted model, not a curated record. The coding region runs from base 73 to 570 and encodes 165 amino acids. NCBI's taxonomy places the organism in Eukaryota, Metazoa, Chordata, Actinopteri, Carangiformes, Carangidae. The transcript is spliced from 6 exons.
GGGGUUAUGGAGGGCGAGAGGCGGCGCGUGGAGGUUUGAGGACAAACGUUGAGCUAUUUAGAGGGAAGGUAGAUGAAGCGUCGUGAUACUUUGGUGCUAGUCAGGAUGAAGUCGUACAUCUGUCUCUUGGCCCUGCUGCAGCUUCUGGGAUGCUCAGGUGCCCCGCUGCCAAACUCAGAGCUGGAGUCCAUGGCAACCAGAGGUCUCGAAGCAGCUCUGGCUGAGGUCAACUCUGUGUAUGCCAUCAACAACCUUUACAGGGUGACCCGAGGCUCCGUCACAAGGGUUAUUCCCGUGGGCCUGAACACCGUUGACCUGAUGAUGGCGUUUGGCAUUAAAGAGACCGAGUGUGGGAAGGCCUCUGGGAGCGACCCGCAGACGUGUGCCUUCAGACCCGGCUUCUUUGUGAACACCCUCUCCUGCUCCAGCCGGGUGAGGAUUUCUGCGACCUCGACCCAGGUGGUGUCGGCCAGAUGCGGCCGUGACGGCAGCUCCAGCUCAGAGUCCAGCGAAGAGAUGUUCUCAAGAGGGAGACAACACUUCAUUAUCCCAUUGACAAACAGAGUGUGAUGUUCAGCGCACGUAACUGACCAGAGCACGGGUAUGUUUUCAACAGUCCCGGCUCCUUCCGCACCUUCCCCGCCUCCGCCUGCCCAGUCUGGUCGCUCCCUCCACAGCAGCCAGACGGCGGACGUGAAGCCCAGGGGAGACGCUUUCAGCAACUUCCUGGUGUGAAGGCUCGGCUUGCUCUGGAAACAUUUUGGUGCGGAUCAGAAAACAAACUUGAAUUAUUAAAAAUGAUAUUUGCA